GCCUUUUCUAUCCUGUGAAAUAUUUGCAAAGAAGAUCAACAGGUGAAAGACAACUUUUUAGCUGAGAUUAUUUCAGUUUUUGUGUUGAUGUCUGAUGUCACUCUGUUCCAGUGAGGCUGAACACUAUUCGGAGGAGCGACACUUCUAACCAGCCAGAUUUCAGACAUAAGGAAAAAACAUCAAAUUCUGUUUUCCUCUCCGCCCAUCAAGCUGUGACUUGGCUCAGUUUGUUUCUCUCCAUUAAUAUAAGCUUCAUAUUGUGGGUAUGUCCCACAGACCUCCGAAGACACACAAUACUUACAGGGUUGCUUUGUAAGAGUUUCUGCUGAUUGUGACCCUGCUGGCAUUUGACGGUGGUAAACUCAGAGUCAGCAAUGCCAUUGAACCUGAAGAGAAUGUGAUCGGGCUUCCUCGUUGCAGAUUGAUACGGCGGUAUUCUUGUGGUGUGAAAGCUCCUGGUCACUUGUUACCCAGUACGUUACUGUGGUUUUUCACAAGUAAAAUGAGAUGAGGCACUUUCUGUUUAGGGAACACUAUAACUCAUUUAUUGUCCUCCAAACACAGAAAUGUAAAAACAGUUUAAAAAUAACUUCAUGUAAUGACACAGCAAGGUCCCUCAGUGUAUCAGCGCUUCUAAGGGUGUUGCCAUUUACUAUGGAGUUUCCUCCAACACUUGACCUGUAAAACUCCUCACAUGUCCAGAUUAAACUCUGUCCCCUAUUUCUCCGUCCCUGUUUCCAACUGGUCUACAUCCAGUUCUGUCCAUUUGAUAACCUUCCUCACCUCCCACAACUGCACCAACAUUCAUGUCAUCAGUGAUCUGAUCAGCCCGUGUGUAUUUUAAUCUGAUCAGACAAAGGCCCCAUCGCUGAUCACUGUAGACACACUGGUUACAUAUCUACAGUCAAAAUCAUUCUCAAUUCCAUCAGCCCGAGUGUUGCUACACAAUACACCCCAUUCAAACCCUCCCACAGAGACUACAGGGAAGUUACAUGAUUGUUUGAACAUGUUCUACAGAUAUCCAAUGAAAUGAAUUAACUGAAGAAUCUUUUCUUCCAAUAGCCAUUGGGAAUCCAAAGCAUUCCCAUCCUUCAUUAACAUACUGAUCUGGGUGCUGCCUAUUUAACUCGUGCUCCCGGCCGAUUCCGCUUAUUUCUGGGUCUGAAACGGUCGGAGGAGAUGCCUGAGCCAGGGAAAUCCGCUCCGAAGAAGGGCGGCAGGAAAGCUUUGCCCAAAACUGCGGGUAAGGGAGGUAAGAAACGUAAGAGGCUGAGGAAGGAGACUUACGCCAUCUACAUCUACAAAGUGAUGAAGCAGGUUCACCCCGACACCGGCAUCUCCUCCAAGGCCAUGAGCAUCAUGAAUUCAUUCGUGAACGAUAUUUUCGAGCGCAUCGCGGGUGAGGCUUCUCGCCUGGCCCAUUACAACAAGCGGUCCACCAUCAGCUCCCGGGAGAUCCAGACCGCUGUGCGCCUGCUGCUGCCCGGGGAGCUGGCCAAGCACGCCGUGUCCGAAGGGACAAAGGCGGAGACCAAGUACACCAGCUCCAAGUGAAGCUGCCCAGUGAGAUGAUCGAAAACACAACGGCUCUUUUAAGAGCCACUCACAAUUUCAAUGGAAGAGUUGUACUAGCUUUUACGUAAUAAAUUACACAUACUUUAUGUCUGGUGACUUUUACAA
Messenger RNA from Hypanus sabinus (Atlantic stingray), 1680 nucleotides. Its product is annotated as histone H2B 1/2-like. The coding region runs from base 1180 to 1554 and encodes 124 amino acids. Gene Ontology annotation, molecular function: protein heterodimerization activity; structural constituent of chromatin; DNA binding. The transcript has a single exon. NCBI's taxonomy places the organism in Eukaryota, Metazoa, Chordata, Chondrichthyes, Myliobatiformes, Dasyatidae. Gene Ontology annotation, cellular component: nucleosome. The record is from RefSeq and is a predicted model, not a curated record.